Messenger RNA from Polistes canadensis, 798 nucleotides. RefSeq lists its product as uncharacterized. NCBI's taxonomy places the organism in Eukaryota, Metazoa, Arthropoda, Insecta, Hymenoptera, Vespidae. The coding region runs from base 1 to 798 and encodes 265 amino acids. The record is from RefSeq and is a predicted model, not a curated record. The transcript has 2 exons.
AUGGAGGAACGUCCUGGCAUCUCACUUGCACUCUCACAAGCCCAUCCUCCAGUUUGGGACCUCGUUGACCUUCCGCAAUCAUCCUCCUUUCAUCGGCAUCUCACUAAACUACUUUGGAUCACGGCAAUCAUUCGGAGAGCGGUCUCGCGCUUUAAGAGGGUUCCUGGCUCGAGCUUGUCCGCAUCGCCAUUGAAUCCAGAAGACCUGGAGAAGGCAACAUUGUUCUGGAUACGCGCGACUAAAGAGGCGUACUUCUCAUCAGAAUUAAGAACGUUGUCGGCAGGUCAAUCUCUUCACAAACGUCACGUUCUGACACGACUCACGGCCUUUGUCGAUCGUGCAGGAAUUCUCAGGGUUGGUGGAUGGCUGCAAAAUUCUCAGCUGGAUGAUGAUAGUAAACAUCCAGCAAUACUACCUCGUCAGUCAAAAUUCACCAACCUAGUCAUCUCCGAUGCUCAUGCCAGAACCAUGCAUGGAGGAACUAAGCUAACGCUCUCCUACAUUCGACGAACUUUCUUGAUUAUUGGAGGUCGUGCUCCAGUGAAGUCCUUCCUCAAAGAUUGUCUCACUUGUGCUCGAAUACGUGGAGUGAGAGCACAGCAACUCAUGGCUCCACUCCCGGCAUCUCGAGUAACACCAUCUCUUGUGUUCGAGACUACAGGGCUGGAUAACGCCGGGCCAGUCACCAUGAAGACUUUUCAGGGCAGAGGUGCAAAGUCCUUCAAGGGUGUUGCGUAUCCUACGCAACGUGUGAGUAGGACGAAGCUUUUGGGUGUGUACGGCCCUGCAAAGGCGUGA